Molecule: messenger RNA, 3663 nt
Organism: Drosophila santomea
Lineage: Eukaryota; Metazoa; Arthropoda; Insecta; Diptera; Drosophilidae
Exons: 1
Source: RefSeq, a predicted model, not a curated record
AUGUUUCGCAGGUUUAUAAACUUGCCGCUUAAACGACUGUGGGUCUGUCAUCAACCCAGUCCGUUCAUCCAACCUUGGCCACUGGUCCAGAGCAAUGGAUCUCCAUUUGGUCAGCAGCAAUCGCCUACCAUCUUCCAGGAUCAUUCGAUGUCCUACGACAUUCUCACCAACGAUCUCAGCGAACCGGCCUCUUCAUCAUCGAUAAGACAGGUUCCGCAGAAGGUCCGCAUUGUGGGUGAAGUUCACAGCCUCAAAGUCUGUGGACACAGACAGCCUGGUAACUGUCUUUUUAUCAGUCAGAAAGGACGCCUCUACCACAAGGAAUCGGGCAGGGGCAGAAGGGAAUCUCGCCCAGACGUCAGCCAACGAGCUCGGUAUUUCAAGGAAAGAUCCAAUAGCAAAGUCAGCAAUCGCCUGAGGGAACUGAUGAACGAGGGAGUUGACGGACUAGACAAGGGAUUUAGAAAAAACGAAAGGAUUAUCCAUAUGAAGAGGUCUCCCAAGAAAAAAUACCCGACGAGUCCCUCCUACAGUUCAUAUUAUGAUGACAAGAAGGCAUACCUCGAGUUUCAGGAACCCAAACGAACAUUCAGGAAUUUUGUUUCCACGCUCAUGGCAAAGGGUAGAAAAGUAAGGCAACAAUUGCAGGAGGGAAAGGAUGCCGAUCUUCUGAGGUAUCACUCGGGGAACAAGGACCUAAUAAAGCAUUAUCACUAUAAAUCUAAAAGGAGAAUUAUGCAAAGGCAGCUGAAGGCAAAGCCACGAGUUCCAAUAGCCAAAUAUAAAGACGAUUCUAUAGAUUGGACUCUCCUUGAAGACUUCAAUCCACAGAAGCAAGAUGUGAAUACGUUGGGUAAAGAUGUACUUGUUCCGUUAAAAACAAAAUCCAGAAGUGCUGAAAGGGCAAAAGGCAAAGAAAUAUCUUCACAGGACAAGUCAAUACUCCCACAUUCAUGGGAAGUAAUAAAGGCACGUGAGGAGAAGCUCAUUAGCAAAGCCAAGAAGGAAACUAAGAAUCGCCUUCCAUGUAUUGACCAACAAAGUGUGAGUCAAAUUAAAAACAGAUAUAUAAGCGAAAAAUGCAAUGAACUACAGGUGCCUUUAUCUUCUGCAGAACAGAAAUUGGAUUUUAAGAGGGUGAACGAAAAUAUCAUGGAAUCAGGUUCAAAUAAUUCCGGAGUUCAGAAAAACGGGUCAGGACUCAAAAUGAUCGACCCGGGUAGUCAAAAACUAAUGGGCUUCCAUGACAUUUUUAAAAGCAAAACUCUCAAACGUCCGUCGUCACACUCGGAUAAUAGUUCGGAAAAGAAAGAAUGCAAAGCUGGAAAGAAACCACCAAAUACCACGGAAUGUAUUUUCAAAGUGCCUUAUCCACGUUCGUAUGUUGCAAACUUGGAAAACGGAUCACAAUCAAGUCAAUGGGGUCGCCAGAUUCAUGAAAAUCUUGGCAGUUUCCCAGAAAAAGAUUCUCACAAAGAAAGCGCAAAGGCUGGGAAAGAAAACGACGUCUCAGAGGUUUUUGCCAUGUUAGAAGAUAAAGACAAGCUGAAAUUUCGAGUAGCAGAGCUAAUGGCUAGGUGUAUGUUCCUGGUGGAGAAAAGAACGCAACAGGAUUCGGAAGGUAGUACAAUCAGCAAUGGACAUGUCGACGAUAAGGACAAAGUUCAUCACUUAGUUGCAAAUUUCUGGAGGCAUUACACGCAGUGUUGUGAGAGUCAGCAAAAGGAUGAUUGCAGGUGUUCGAAGUCGUCAAUGUUGGGAAACACGCAAAAAAGCGUAUUAGAGAAAGUAAAUAUUAUUAUUAAGGAGUGCACACACAUUAAGGAGGUGAUCGAAGGGCGGUCUCUAAAGAACCAAUGCAUUAAAGAAGGCCCUAACCAAAGUAUUGAAGAGGAAUUCUACAAAACGAAGGCUAAGCUAGAAAAAAUAAAUGCUAACGAAAAUCUUGAGCCAAAUUCUAAAGAGCACGAUCAGAAAGAAGACUGCGCCAUUAAGUCUCUAAAAAAAAAGUGUCAAGAAAGAAAGAAAGUUUUUGAAGAAUUAUUGAAAAAUAUGUCUCUAGAGUGUAAAACGUCCGAUAAAUACGAGCAAGACCUUUUGCAAAAAAUGAAACUUGUAAUAGAAGAAUUGCAAAGAAAAUUAGCAGAAGACAAGCAAAGCAAAACAAGCAGUAAGGGUGAUCAAAAGAAUCCAUUAUCUGAAAAUAAGUGUGCAGAAGAAUUAAAAAGAAAAUGUGCUGAAGAAGAACUGAAGAAAAAGUGUGCCAUUGAAGAAUUAAAGGAGAAAUGUGCUGAAGAGAAACUAAGAGAGAUGUGUGCAAUAGAAGAAUUGAAGGAGAAAUGUGCUGAAGAGAAGCUAAGAGAGAUGUGUGCAAUAGAGGAUCUAAAAUAAAAAUGCGCAGCUGAAGAAUUGAAGGAGAAAUGUGCCGAGGAAAGCUUAAAGAAAAAAUGCGCAGAAGAAGAAUUAAAGAAAAAAUGCGCAGAAGAAGAGUUAAGAGCCAAAUGUACAGAACGUGAAGUUAAGAAAAAGAGUGCAGAGCAAGAAUUAAAGGAAAAAAGUGCAUUAGAAGAAUUUAGGGAGCUCUGUGCAGAAGAAGAAACAAAGCAAAAGUGCGCGGGGCAAGAUUUUAAGGUCAAAUGUUCGGGGGAAAAACUCAAAGAGAGAUGCGCGUUGGACGAGAAACAAAGGCAAUACGAAGAAUCUUCCCUAAGAAAGAGAUGUGCUGAAUUCGCGCUAAAGAAGAAGUGUGAAAAUAAUAAUAAAGGAGACAAUUUAAUGGAUUUUAAGGAUUCUAAAAGGAAAUGUGCCGAUGAAAAGUCCAAGGAGAACUUGACCGAAAAAGAUCAAAAUCUCAGCACAUUAAGAAAACUAAAAAAGAAAGUUGGACUUACGGGAAAGGGAAAUAUGUAUAAGUUUAUAUCAACGAAAGCCCAUAAGUGGUAUGAGUCGUUUGGAAGACGAAAAAAAAUCGUAGAAGAGGACAUUCAAAACUGGCAGGAAACGAAUGAAGCUAGGAAGUGGCUUUUUAAACAAAGCGAACGGGGAGUUGUAAAGAAGUUUUGGGACAAGGAAUACAAGGCGAAGCGAAACAAGGGACUUCCACUCAAACAAAAUUCGAAGCACGAAGGGUUAGGCUUAGGCACCUUCUUAAGAUCUGCGCUUUCAAGACCCAGGAGAAGACCACUACGAGGAUUGGAAGACGACCACUGUAGGGAUUACAGGGAGCGGCUUUUCAAUCCACGUCUGUGGCCUUUAUUUCCCGGUCUUGCUCCUAUGAACUACAAAACUUUAAGGCGGAGUCCUGUGCUGGAGGCCAACUUCUUCAUCCGCCAAUUGCUUCCCGUCCUGAAACCACUGGCCAUCAAUGAUUACCUGGGUGUGUACUGGCUCCAACGCAUAACUUCCUCUAGCCCUUUCGGCAAACGCGGCUACAAAAGGGACGAUCUCUGCAGGGGGUCGUCCUCUUUGUAUCCCUUUACCGAAAUUGGUAGAAGGAAUUCCAUAGAUGAGCGCCAGUAAAAAAUAAUCACAAAAAACGGCAGUGCGAAGAGAUCCCGAUGAGGUGCUACUGUGUGAUGGUGCCAACAUACAAAUACAAUUAUAAAUUAAAGUGUAAAUAAACAGCAACAUGAAAUAGUAAAUAAAAUCAAAACUACUUUAAAA